GGUGAGGGUGUGAGAAACAGGAAGUGUCUGGAAAAGACGCAGCUGGAGUACAUGGUGAGGAUCAGACAGAAGAAAGUGCAGUCAUGUCAGAAGAUGUGCGAUACUGUGAGAGGAUCUCGUACCUCUGUCUAAAGUUGACUCUCAUCGUUUAUUCCACGAUCUUUUGGCUGAUCGGUGGGUUCAUCCUGGCCAUUGGCAUCUACGCGGAGGUGGAGCGUCAGCGGUAUAAGACCUUGGAGGGUGCCUUUCUCGCCCCCGCCGUCAUCCUCAUUGUUUUGGGCAUAGUGAUGUUCAUCGUGUCUUUCAUCGGCGUGCUGUCUUCCCUCAGAGACAACUUGCCCCUCCUGAAAGUGUUCCUCUACACCCUGACUAUCUGUCUGAUUCUGGAGCUGCUCGGUGGGAUUCUGGCACUUGUGUUCAGAAACCAGACACUUCACCUCCUGAAUAAAAAUAUUCGGAAGGGGAUGGUGAAUUACUAUGAUGACCUGGAUUUCAAGAACAUUAUGGACUUUGUUCAGAAAAAGUAUCAGUGUUGUGGUGGGAAGGAGUAUUUGGACUGGGAAGUGAACAUGUAUCAUAACUGCUCCAGUCCUGGACCGCUGGCCUGUGGCGUACCCUACACCUGCUGCACAAACCUCAAGCCGCAGGAAGUGCCCAACACCCUCUGUGGAUAUCAGGUCCUGGAUAAAUCACGCCUUGAAUUGCAGCACGUUAUCCACGUGAGAGGAUGCACGGAUGCCAUCUUCCUCUGGUUCAUGGAUAAUUAUAAGAUCAUGGGCGGCCUGCUGCUGGGAAUCUUACUGCCCCAGUUUCUGGGAGUGAUCAUCAGCUGGCUGUACAUCACGCGUGUGGAGGAUGAGAUGGAUAGGAAUAUGAUCUACCAGGGUGUCCCUCAUUACGACGUUACCGACGGCCCCCAGGAGCAUACGAAGAAGAAGAAAGUGUCACACUGGUUCCUGUGUCUGCCAGAGUGAUGGAAAACACACCUCCGCACUCCACAGAAUGCACUGCCCCCUGCCUCUAUUCCACCAGAGAGCCGUCAUCAAUCAAUCCUCCCUGGAUAUGUACCCAUGUACCGCAUCUGCUGAAGGACCACCGGGUUUAAUGCAGGAUUUUUUCUUUUCUCCAUUUCAUUUCAUCAUUGAAAUACAGUUUGUUAUAAAAUAUCUCAUUUUGCUGCAUAUUUCUGAUUCGUGUUUCCUUCAGUGCCUUUUGUGAGUCAUUUCUGCUUUAAAUCGUUUUUUUCAUGGAGCCUUACAGUUUCGUACAGUCAGUUCACGUCUUAUAGACUUGCAUACCUUUUUCAUAAGCUAAUCAGCAUGUGCUCCAGGCAAUGGAGUUAAUAGCAUUUUUUAACAUGGUGGGUUUUUUUGCUUUUUUUUUUUUUUUUUUUACUCGGAUCAGCCCUGAAUGAAAUAAACAGCAUACUGUGCAGUGGUUCAAAAGACCUUUGAAAAGACCAUUCAUAAUUACAGUAUAUUUCCAAACGUAUAAAUGAUAAAUGACCCUGCCUAAGCAUGAGAAAUCACAUUUCCUCAUUUCCUGUUGAAUAUGCUUUGAUUUUUUUAUGCCAGAAUCAUGCGUCAUGCACGGCAUGCAUAAAAGGCAUUUUAAAAAAGUUUUUAUUGGUCUACUUGAAAUUAGCAUAUAUUGUUUUGGAAAUAUUUGCUGUAUUUUGUGCCAAUAAAGCAUUUGUAAUUGAAAUGAAUUGAAAUGGGCAUGCGCUGAUGCGUGGGUCUAUGUACAGUGGAAUGAGUGUAAUGAGUUCGUACAGUGUAAGGAGUUAUUCUCAAUAUGCUGAUUCUGCAUAAUGCCCUGACCUACCUUGUGUUCGAGCAUUACGGGAUAUUUUGAAAAGGAAUGACUUUAAAGCGCAUGAAAACCUUUUGCUGUGUUUGCGUUGUGGGCUGUAUACAGUAAGCACAGUUGUCAAAAUAAUUUUGUCAGGGAAAUCUGACCCAUUACGUUUUUUAAUCUUAGGGAAUAUGGGGGGUUUCAUUGCACUGUACCUGUUCUUUUGUUUAUCAGAUUUUAACAUAUUUGAACAGCCUGACAUAACUUGGGUAUUUUGGGUUUGUGUGGUUUUUUUACACUGGAAGAAACGUCAUGGAAUUUGUUCUAUGUUUUGUUUAAUAUCAGGGGAUGAGGUCCCUCUUGUCUUCCCUCAGGUGCUAUUCCAACACCUCAGCUGAUGAGCAGCUAUACCUCGCUUAGAAGUGGCAGGCCUGGUGCACUUCCAUGUCUAUUUUAUGAUUAUGGAGCCCAUGUCAGUCUCCAGAUUACCUUCUUGAACAGUCCUCAUCACUAGCACUGAAAAUGUUUCUUUCACAAGAAAAUCUCAGUUUGAAAUUGGGUGUGGUUUAGUUUGCUCUUUCUUUACGUGCGGCAGACACACUCUGCACAUGUUAUUUUUAACACUGCUUUUCUAAUGGUUGCCCAGAUUUGGGAAAAUAAAUAACCAAAUAAAUAGUCAUGUGCGUCUCCAUGUUGCUAAUCUUUCAAUGUUUCAGCCAGCAUCGCUGUUUCCAUGGCAAUGGUCUGGGCUCUCUCAGAGAGCCAGGGAAUUGAGUAGUGCUCUGUCGCUGUUUAAAUCACUCCUAUUUCACUGAACACACUCUCACAGAGCCCAAUUUCAAAUGUUUUGGACAUUCAUCAUUAAAUGUAAAAAUUUAAUUGAAAGAGAAGCUGGAAUAUUUCUAUGGAAUUGCAACAAGACUGGGUGCUGUGUGUAGCAUGCUGACAUCUGAUGUAUUCUGUGUGGCAGAAACUGUAUUUUUUUUGUGUGUAUGUGUGUGUGUGUGUGUGUGUUUGUGCAUGUGUGCUUUAAGGCUAUUAUAUGUAAGGUGUUAAACAUUGUGUGAAAGCUGUGAAUAAACUGUUUUGUUGUGUCUUUAGA
This is a messenger RNA of Conger conger (European conger), 2896 nucleotides long. RefSeq names its product tetraspanin 15 (gene tspan15). The coding region runs from base 84 to 974 and encodes 296 amino acids. NCBI's taxonomy places the organism in Eukaryota, Metazoa, Chordata, Actinopteri, Anguilliformes, Congridae. The record is from RefSeq and is a predicted model, not a curated record. The transcript is spliced from 8 exons. Gene Ontology annotation, cellular component: membrane.